Molecule: messenger RNA, 1568 nt
Organism: Apis mellifera (honey bee)
Lineage: Eukaryota; Metazoa; Arthropoda; Insecta; Hymenoptera; Apidae
Gene: Ubc10
Product: ubiquitin-conjugating enzyme E2 L3
Exons: 4
Coding region: 260-736 (158 amino acids)
Source: RefSeq, a predicted model, not a curated record
ACGCACGCGUACAAAAAUCAUACGGCUAAACGAAUGGACGAACAGCAAUUCAUAUUCGUGAUCAACAAUAAAUAUCUGUAUUUGCAUUAAUGAGAAAACAGUGCAGUAAAACAAAAUCUAACAAAAAAGAAUUUAUAGUGUUUUGUUUUGAAAAAAUUUCAGUAAAAAAAAUACUAGGGUAUUUUCAAAGACAAUAGCUGUGAACCAUCGUCAAGAAACUUGACAAGUUUUACUACAUUUAGUGAAAUUUAUUUUCAAAAUGGCAGCUACGAGAAGAUUGCAAAAGGAACUUGGUGAUUUAAGAGCUUCAGCAAUGAAAAAUUUUACAAAUAUUCAAGUAGAUGAAUCGAAUAUUCUUACUUGGCAAGGUCUUAUAUUGCCGGAUAAUCCUCCAUAUAAUAAAGGAGCAUUUCGUAUUGAAAUAAACUUUCCUGCAGAAUAUCCUUUUAAACCUCCAAAAAUAAAUUUUAAAACAAAAAUAUAUCAUCCAAAUGUGGAUGAAAAGGGCCAAGUGUGUUUACCAAUUAUAAGUGCAGAAAACUGGAAACCAGCUACAAAAACAGAUCAAGUUGUACAAGCUUUGAUAGCAUUAGUGAAUGAUCCUGAACCAGAACAUCCAUUAAGAGCAGAUCUUGCAGAAGAAUUUUUAAAAGAUAGAAAAAAGUUUUUAAAAAAUGCAGAGGAAUUCACAAAAAAACAUGCAGAAAAAAGGCGGGAAUCAUCUUCUAAUGAAUAACCACGAGUGAUCAAUUUUACUCACCAUGAUGCCUGCCACCUGUCACCUAAUUUAAUUCAAACAAAUAUAGACUUCUCUGUUACAUGAAAAACAAGUUGAUUGAGAUACAUGUGUACAGUAUUGGUUAACUAUCGACAAUGAUAUUAUGUGCAAAUUGUAAUGUUUAUAAAGUGAAUUAACAAAUUUUUCAGAGUAAAGUAAAAGUAUAAUAAACUGUAUGAUAUUGUAUACAAUUUGUAUUUUGAAGUUGUAUUUUAUGGACAAUCCAUAUAAUUUUAAAAAGCAUAAAUAUGCAAAUUGCUCUUUUUUGUCUAAAGCAAAACAAUUUAUUGUGAAAAAAUAUAAUAUUAUAGAAUAAUGCAUUUAUUUCUAAUAUUAGAAGAUAUAUUAUGAAUAUGUCAUGUGAAGUUAUAGAUAAACUUUGGUUUAUAUCAAUUAAAUACAAAAUCAUUAAAUGAUUAUUGUAAAUGUAUAUAUAAAAUUUAGCUAAUUGCUAAAUUGAUUAUAUUAAUUUUGAUUGAAAAUAUUUUUCUUAUUACUAUGUUGAAAAUAUAAUUCCAUCUUUUAAAAAUAUAUAGAAACUUGAUAUUGUAUGAUUUGAUAUUAUAUUUGCAAAAUUACAAUUGAAUUACUUUGCAUGUAUCUUUAUUUUUUUGAAAUAACAUUAUUCUAUUAAAUAAUAAAUAAUGAAUUAAUAAUUUUAUUAAUUUGUUACUUUAUGUGAUAUAUUAUACUGUAGAAUAAUUCAACUGUAAACUCUGCAAUAUUGAUAUUAGCAUUUACAACAAUUUUAAAUAUAAUUAUAAAAUAUAAUAAAAAUUGUAUUUAACUC